This is a messenger RNA of Kluyveromyces marxianus DMKU3-1042, 1434 nucleotides long. Its product is annotated as SAM50-like protein SpAC17C9.06. The record is from RefSeq and is a predicted model, not a curated record. Gene Ontology annotation, cellular component: SAM complex; outer membrane. Lineage: Eukaryota; Fungi; Ascomycota; Saccharomycetes; Saccharomycetales; Saccharomycetaceae. Gene Ontology annotation, biological process: protein insertion into mitochondrial outer membrane. The coding region runs from base 1 to 1434 and encodes 477 amino acids. The transcript has a single exon.
AUGCCAUCGGCUAAUGAUAUACUAGAGAAUUCUGCUCAUAAGUCAGUCUACAUCACCAAGGUAACUGUGGAUGGUGAAAAUCAAUUAUCCCCAGUGUCUGAUGAAUUAUAUAAAUCCAUCUUCGACCAGGUGUUAGCUGAGCCAUUGCAAAACAUUGAGACCGCAUUCCAAUCAUGUCAAGAUAUCCAAAAAAAGCUACUAUUUACUGGAUUGUUCCAGUCAGCCGAAAUUACAUUGGAUUAUGAUGCUGAUAUCAAUGCCUCUAGGCUGUUGAAAGAAAGAGUCCCAGAGUCUCUUGACAUUGAUUUACCAAUUCCAACAAUAGCACAAGUUAAACUAGUCCCUGCUAUAUUUAAUAAAGGAGCAGUGACCACAACUACAAGAGAUUCCUACUCUUCGGUUGGUGGUCGCUUAUUCUUUAUCAAUAAGCUUGGUAAUGCGGAAACUAUUAGUUUGCAAGGGGACGUCAAUUAUACACCAUUCAACGGGAAACUAGAUGAAAGAUCUAUUGGAGCUAAACUAUCUUUGCCAUUCCCAAAGAAUCCAUCCGUUAAGGCAGUGUUUUAUGCAAACCAUACUUACUUGGAUCUAUUUAAGCAACCUUUUAUUAAUGAAUCUGAUGAACACAAACAAUCUCAAUUUGGCAUAUCAACAGGUUUCGAAAAAAGCUUUUUAUACAACAACGAGAAAUCAAUUGUCGAGACGUUCAAUGGUAUAUCCAUGGUAGCUCGUAGUAUUUUUGGGUUUGCUGAUGCCUUGGCGGUUUCAGAUUCUAUCAAACAAUUCCAAGGUACUUUUACAAAAACCAGUUUUAUUUCCCAAUUACAUGCUGAUUCAAGGAAAUUUUAUGACAGAUUCCCUGUUUCCGGGAAACGCUUUGAAUUAUUCAACGAAUACAUCAUUAACCAAGGAUUCGCAAACGCGAAGCCACUACCAGAGGAUUCAAAGUUUGACAAAGUUUCUGUUUCUUUCGAAACACAUAAACCUUUCUUCAACACAAAGGUCGUAACAUCAUUAAACUUGAAUGCUGGCGCUAUUUUCCCAUGGGACAAUAAGUCACAACCUCUGGUGCACUUGCUAGACCUUUUCUAUCUUGGUGGACCAAAGUCUUUAAAGGGAUUUGAAAGAAAUAGUAUUGGAACUCGCGGCGGGCAUUAUUUCUACAAACUAGGAUUAACUUCCUCAUUCAAAUUACCAAAUACGCCAGUGGACUCUCCAUUGAGACUUCAAUCUUUCAUUCACUUUGGUGAUGUUCUAAACAACUGGAAAUCGGCUUUUAAUGAAAGAAAACCUGCUCUAAGUACUGGUGUGUCUUUGCGUUAUGCAGCAAGCUUUGCAAACUUGGAUUUAACCUAUGCUGUGCCAUUGCGCGUCAGAGAUUAUGAUAUUGCUAAACCAGGGCUAACUUUUGGUCUAGAUUUGACAUUAUACUAG